Messenger RNA from Cyprinus carpio (common carp), 1192 nucleotides. RefSeq lists its product as uncharacterized. The record is from RefSeq and is a predicted model, not a curated record. NCBI's taxonomy places the organism in Eukaryota, Metazoa, Chordata, Actinopteri, Cypriniformes, Cyprinidae.
UGUAAUGGCACGGCUUCGUUCUGCUGCACCUGUGCAUGGCUGUCAUGAGCGAGUGUGUGUGUGUGUGUGUGACCUACACAUGCUCCAGCGCUCUCACACCACCGUCCUCUCCGUCUGCUCCUCCUCGGGACUCCUUCUCACCUCAAUGCAGGUGAGCGAUGGACGAAAGCACCUAUGAGACAUUUGAGGAAGAGCUUGGUAAACCACUGCAAGAGGUUCCUCCUCAGAAACCGGUCAAGCAAACGCGAACAGGAGGCAGAGCAGAGAUGUCCGCUCAGAGAAGGGUGCGAGAGGAAGCUCCAAUCGUCCAGCAGGCCCCAAAGAUGAUCCCACAGGAACAUCGGGUCUCCAGCGCCACAGCGUCGUUACGCAGAGCGCUCUCGAUCCAGAACCUGACGCAGAUCGAGACGCCGUGGGAAGGUGUGACGCUGAACAGGUGUCUGAUCGCAGCCAUAACCAUCCUGCUGCUGAGCUCGGGUUUACAGAGAAUACACGAAGCCGUCAGAGGCCGCAGAGACGCCAGUGAAGAGCUCACAGCACUAAAAGAGAGACAUACUAUGAUCAAAAGAGGGAAAAUAACACCGCAUGAGCCGGACACUUCCUUAUGGGAAACAUUUUUCUGGUGGCUUGAUGAUGAUGACGAAGGCAAAUCUAAGAGAGCCACUCGUGGGAUAGUCUCCAGGGGCCUCCGGCACCGGGCCCUUCCCGACCUCAGGCUCCUGAAGAAAAGAGAGACAAGAUUCACCGAGCGCAGAAGAAGAGGAAGACACGAAGUAGAUGAGACUAAAGAGAAACUGACAAAAGAGAAAGAGAUAAAAGUCAAGAGGAAGGUCAAGGAAGUGGAAGAAGAGGAGAAGGACAGGAAGAAGAUGAAGAAAGAGAGCAAGCAACAACCGGUGAAGAGAGAGAAUCAGUGAUGUGCCUAUGCAUAGAGAAAAUAGGGCUUAAAUUAUCAUGAAAAUAAUGCUAAAUUAUCUUAACAGUCCUAAAAUGAUUAAAUGUUUUCUUUUGAUUAUAUCAUGAUGCACUUCUCUAGUCAGUCGAUGAUCUUGUGCAUAAUUUGGUGCUUUUCUGCUUUGUAAAGCCUGUAUUUUUCAAAGACUUGAUAGUAACUUUACCGAAACCAAGACUUUUUUUAAUGACUUGGAAUUAUGACUGCACUUAAAGCUAAUAAACAUCAUAUUCAAACAGA